AUGAACAGACAAAGAAAUAACAGAGCAGCAAAUAAUCAAAACAGAAGAGAUCGAGUGGUCGAAAGAGAUAACCUUGUUGCAAAUAUAAAUAGAGCUAGGAUUUUUCCUCCCUAUGUUCAAAACCCAAACAGAAUCCUUUCGCUUUUACGCCGCAAUAGUCGACGUCCAAAACGUAAAUAUCAUGGCUAUGAUUUAAUUUACGUCAUUACUAAGGAGGAAGCCAGAAUUCACAAUCAUGUGACAGAUGAUAUUAUUGUUAGGAAUGUUGCUAACGUAUUAUGGAGAGAGAGUACCAGAGGUCAGAAAGAACAAUAUAUUUCUCUUGCACGUGACGUAAACUAUUUAAUUUAA
Funneliformis geosporum is the source of this 351-nucleotide messenger RNA. The record is from the annotation of a GenBank genome assembly. Lineage: Eukaryota; Fungi; Glomeromycota; Glomeromycetes; Glomerales; Glomeraceae.